UGACUAACAGCGCACAGUAUGGUUUACGGCGGGUUGACGAUGAAAGUCUAGUGUAGCGAGGAAAAGGGCUAAGAUGACUAAAAAUGGUGAAAGGAAGAAGCCCGAUAUCUCACUUUUCCACCGAAUCGUUGCUUCUUCGGUUGGUGGGAUAAUGACAGCUUUUGUUAUGACACCCCUAGACGUCUUGAAAGUGCGGAUGCAGUCCCACCGAGUGUAUUCGGAUAGCAAAUGUCUUACUUAUUGCAAUGGGCUAAUAGAAAGGCUUUGCACAUGCUCACUUAGUCCUAACACGUGCGCUGUCUCGUGGUCAAAAAAUGCAAUGAAAUGUUCUGGCAGAUGGAAUUGGUUUACCUCCAAUGAAUCUCACUCUUGCUCCACAUGUAUCCUGCAUUCUGAAAAUCCAUCCUUUGUCACUUUCUAUCGGCGUACCCCAAGCGCUACAGUUACACUCAUGAAAAUUAUUCGUAAUGAAGGUAUUUUAUCACUAUGGAGUGGACUUUCACCAACACUUGUAAUGACUCUUCCCCAGACUGUUAUCUACUUUACUGUUAAUGAUUGGUUAAAACAUCAAGUUGGAUAUACUUCGAAAACCAGGCAUAAAUCAAUGCCAGAAAAUAUCACUGAACAGAAUUACGCCUCUGCUAAACAUUUUAUCCCACCAUUAGUUGGUGGUGUAUCCCGAGUAUUUGCAGUUAUGGCUAUCUCACCAAUUGAAUUGUUACGGACAAAAAUGCAAGCGAAGAAAAUACCCUACCGAGAAAUAACAACAUUGCUUGUUACAACAGUGAAACAGGAUGGUAUAAAGAGUUUGUGGUUAGGCACUGGGCCAACCCUUCUACGUGAUGUCCCGUAUUCUAUGAUAUUUUGGUUAACCUAUGACUAUAUGAAAUCGCAUCAUAUCAAUAAUCAAUCAAGGCUUAAUUUAUUACCACACAAUACAUCAUCAAAUACACUCGACGCAGUACAAUUCACAUAUGCACUGAGUUUUGGAGCAAUGGCUGGCUUGAUUUCUGGAGUAAUAACGCAUCCUUUCGAUGUGAUUAAAACGCACAGACAAGUUGAUUUUGGUAAUCAUUCACUAGCAUGUAGUCAUUCUUAUCCAACAUCAACAUGGGCAUCAUUACUUAAUUUGUACAGAAGAAACGGUCUUCCUGCCUUGUUCUCUGGUUUUACACCCAGAUUGAUUAAAACAACUAGUGCUUCUGCCAUAAUGAUUGCAAUUUUUGAAAGUUUAAAGGAGAAAUUUGUAAAUAUUGGAACAAGUUAAUGUGGUGUGUGUGCCUGCCUGCCAGUUCAGAACAAGAAGACAAACAUUCAAUCACUUUUACUUCCAGCCUUUUCUGCAGUCUCGUUUUUUUGAAACAUUUCUACACAUGUUAUUUUAAAAUAGUGUUACUUGUGUAGAAGCAACUAAUAUUGUGUCUUUUAUCGAUGAAGCAGCCGUCUUCAAAUGCCUAAAAUUUCACAAUUGUAGUUCAUAUCGAUUUUUACUAAUAUAUCUGACAGUUUAUCAUAUAUUACUCUACUAUCACACUCUGCACACACACACACACACAGUGUCUCUAGUAAACAUGAAUAUAUCAGAAUAUUGAAGGAUGAAGUCUC
Trichobilharzia szidati is the source of this 1605-nucleotide messenger RNA. The record is from the annotation of a GenBank genome assembly. NCBI's taxonomy places the organism in Eukaryota, Metazoa, Platyhelminthes, Trematoda, Strigeidida, Schistosomatidae.